AUAUUGUCAAUUUCCAAUUUCUAUUUCCUCUCUUUUUCUCUCUAGCCAUUACGCUCCUAACAAUCAUCAUCGACCUCUACCAUGGUACCGCUCUCCAAGUUGAAGAGCCUCAGAUUAGUUCGUUUACUCUCUCCUUCUACAUUUGCUUCCAGAGCUGAAAUAUUGAUUGCUAGAGAUCUAAAACCCUCACAUUUUUCUGUUCAAAAUCGGAUACUCUGCAGACAGUUCACCUCAGAAAUCUCAGAAGACCAACACAAUUUCACCGUCAAUUACCUCAUAACCUCAUGUGGGUUGUCGCCAGAAGAUGCGAUUUCAACAUCCAAGUGGAUCAAGUUGCAGUCCCCAGAAAAUGCAGACACCGUUUUGGGUCUUCUGAGAAACCAUGGAUUCUCUACAAUCCAGAUCUCAAAGUUUUGCAAAACCCGCCCACAACUUCUUUUAGCCAGGCCUGAGGAAACCCUUUUGCCAAAGCUUGAGUUUUUCAGCUCUCUUGGAGUUUCAAGGGAGGACCUCGCAAAAACGCUGGUUCUGAAUCCAAAUCUUUUGCAAAGAAGCUUGGAGAAACAGCUUGUGCCCACUUAUAAUUUCCUGAGGAGUCUGCUUCCUGAGAAAAAUAUCGUUUCUGUUUUCAAGUACAACUCGUCGAUUUUCUUGCAAGCCCACACCAAGAAAGUAGUGCCAAAUAUCGCGAUUUUGAGAGAAUUAGGUAUGCCUGAAUCAUGCAUUUCUCUGUUGCUAGCUCAUUGUACUCAUGCUUUGAUACAUGACACUGAAAAGUUUCGCCAAGUUGUGAAAGAGGUUAAGGAAAUGGGUUUUAACCUGGAAAAGUCGACUUCCGUGUUGGCAAUAAGCAUAAUGUGUCGUUCAUAUUAUAAGCGGAUAUUGAAGCGAAAUUGUGAGGUUUAUAGCAGGUGGGGUUGGUCGGAGGCUGAUGUUCUCUCUGCUUUCAGGAGGCGCCCGGAGUGUAUUGCUCUGUCAGAGAAGAAAAUAAUGCAAACAAUGGAUCUUUUAGUGAACAAGAUGGGAUGGUCGUCAGAAAUAAUUCUCAAGUCCCCAUAUGUUUUGAAUUAUAGUUUGCAGAAGAGAAUCAUCCCGAGGUGUUCGGUUGUUAGAGUUUUGUUGUCGAAAGGAUUGAUAAAUACUGAAAAACUGAGCUUACAUUCUGUGUUUGGACCUGUGGAGAAGGAGUUCUUGGAGAGAUUUGUUGACAGUUAUCUGGGUGAAGUACCUCAGUUGUUGUGCGUAUACCAAGGAAAAGUGGAUAUCCAGGACGUAUGAUGUUGCAACUUUUUAACCCCUUGAUGCUGCACGGUCUUGCUUGGAAAAUUGCUUUUGAUAGAAUACACUCAUAUCUUGCUUUAACUAUUCUGGAGAAGAGAGAAAACAACAAUUUAUUUUGUCUACUUAACAAUUUAUUUUGUCUACUUUUCAAAUUAGACGAUAUGAGUUCUCGAACCCAUAUGUUUCUUUUGUCUACUAUUCUAUUGCUGUUUCAGUUUAUUUUUCUACUUAGUGGCCUUGUGAAGAGAUGAACCCAGAUUGAGUGCACUACCAUAAUGAUAUUCCAAUCCUAUAACUCUAUCUUUUCUUUGAGUCAAUGGCAGAGAGAGCAUAUGAAAUAUAAGUUUCGCACACUUUCUUGAUUUGUAAGUGUGUGCACAGGCUAUAUUAAUGGUAUCUUGCAAUGGUUUUCAGACCUUUAUUCCUGCUCUGUUAAUAAUUGUUCCCCACAAGCAGUUGGCCCUGGGUAAGCAUCGUUACGUCAUUGUGAUUCCAUAAGUAUGGGAUUUCUUGUGUUAUGAAAAAAAGAAAAGAAAACUCAGCAACUGCGACUGACGAUUGGGUUCCUUUACGGACAAAAGGUCCAGCUUUAAUGAGAUACUCAGGAGUCAUUUGGCAAUUGUUAUCGGUGGAGACAAAUGAAUCUGUUUGAAAACUUCUGGAGAUUUUGUGAGAUCAAGAGAGUGGUAUGUUGGGGAUCAGUUUACUUCUUUAUUGCUUCUCCUCUCGAAUCAUUUGCGGUUGAGUAACCUGUUUCUGUCUCCAAAGCACUUGUUUAUUCUUUACUUGGAUGAUGGUUUUCAGGUAAUGCUUCUAACUUUGAUUGAAACAGAACUUAAAAUGCCUGCACAACGGUGCUGCAGGUAAUGAGAAAAGCUUGUUAUUUCAACUGUCCUUUGUAUGCAUGCUGUGAUUUAUCAGUAGUUACAGGCUUAUCAAUGUUUGAUGAAUAAACAAAUAUGUAAGCUCAUUAUUUAUGAUAUGGAGAAUGUGAUGCUUCAUUUGCAGUGUUUACAGUUUUUUAUGAUGUUGUAUAGUUGUCUUAUCUACAGCAAUACACAUCGCACUUCCCCCUAAUAAUUUUGGAGGAAAUGUUCUAUCUCACCGGUGUUGGAAUAGAUCCCAAGUUUGGAUUCCCCAACCCUAUUAUUGAAAAAAAAAAAAAAAAACAGCUCCUAUAUGGUCUUGGGAGAUAUUUGUUUUCCCUCAACAGGUUUUGGUCUGACAAACCAACUUUUGUCCCUGUAGUAUGUGUAUUUUGUGGUUUGAAAAAGGCGAUAUGAAUCGAAGUCGCAAAGUUUAUAGGACGGGGUUGAUCUGAGGAUGAUGUUCUCUCUGCUUUCAAACUGCCCUUAGUGAACAAGAUGGAAUGGACGUCAAGAAUGAUUGUCAAAUACUGGGUUGUUGACUCUCUAUUUGUAUUGAACUUGGUAGGAUGGGAUUCGAUAUCUUUUGUUGUACACGUUUUGCAAAUUUCCAUUAUAUGAUGAGAAUUUUGGGUAGGGGAAUCCCAUUCGGGUCACCUUUCCUAUGUCUACGAAAACCUAUAAUGUUGGUUAAUACUAUAUUGAAGCUUUGGUGACUUUGGAAGAGCAAGUGAUUGGUAGAUUUGAACGUUAUGAGAUGCUUCUUGCAUUUGCUGCUUGCAACCCAAGUGUAAUUGUCAAUCAUUUCCGCUUGUCAUGAGAUGAAGAAAUAAACUUAUGUGCUAUAAAUUCACAUUAUCCUC
Prunus dulcis (almond) is the source of this 3010-nucleotide messenger RNA. RefSeq names its product transcription termination factor MTERF15, mitochondrial-like. Gene Ontology annotation, biological process: chloroplast organization; regulation of DNA-templated transcription. Lineage: Eukaryota; Viridiplantae; Streptophyta; Magnoliopsida; Rosales; Rosaceae. The transcript has a single exon. Gene Ontology annotation, molecular function: double-stranded DNA binding. The record is from RefSeq and is a predicted model, not a curated record. Gene Ontology annotation, cellular component: chloroplast. Bases 82 to 1278 code for a protein of 398 amino acids.